Messenger RNA from Colletotrichum higginsianum IMI 349063, 936 nucleotides. RefSeq names its product Acetyltransferase. The transcript has 5 exons. NCBI's taxonomy places the organism in Eukaryota, Fungi, Ascomycota, Sordariomycetes, Glomerellales, Glomerellaceae. The record is from RefSeq and is a predicted model, not a curated record. Bases 1 to 936 code for a protein of 311 amino acids. Gene Ontology annotation, molecular function: acyltransferase activity, transferring groups other than amino-acyl groups.
AUGGCGACGACAUACACAACCGUGCCGGCCGGGCUCACGGCCCUCCUAGAAACGCACCUCCCAAACUCCCUCCCCGUCCUCCGACGCUUGCAAUUCACCCGCUUCAAGGGCGGCAUCCGCCCAACCGCCCGCAUAAUCUUCGCCUCCGACUCGCCCCUGGCAGCAAUUCCCGACGAGGAGGCCGGCUUACCCGACAAGAAGACCAGCUUCACGGUCGCGUACCUGGACUUCGGCAGCAACAACGAGACCCAGCUCUUCGUUUACUCCACCCUCGAAGACGGCGCCGUCGCGACCGACGAGGAGAGGGAGGCCGGCGAGCGGCACAUCAUGGCGGCCCUCGACGCCGUGAGGCAGGUGAGCGACGAGCAGCCGGACAACCGAGCGUACCCCGGCGCCUGCCUCGUCGGGACGCUCGCCACCGUCACGAGGGACGUGAUGAUCAGGCGCGGCGCGCGGGUGAAGCCGCGGGCGGACUACGAGUACGAGAAGUGGCUGUUCCGGGUCGAGGAGAUCCCCGAGUUCGACGCGGUGCUGCCCGAGGGCGCGACGUGGGCGUCGGCCACGGAGCGGGACUGCGAGGUUGUGAUCUCGAGGACGACGGUUCCUCGGCAGGUCAAGACGCUCAUGUCGUUCCAGAGCCUGGUGCUCAAGCUGGCGGAUGGGACACCCAUCGCGUGGUCCUUCUUGGGCACUGACGGCUCCUUGAGCAGCCUCCACUGCGAGCCGGAAUACCGCCAGAGAGGCUACGCAAAGGCGCUCGCCGCAAGGCUGCUCAAGAGGGGCACCGGCGACUACGGCUCCGAUGGGUGGGCUUGUGCCGAUGUCGCCCCGACGAACCUGGGCAGUCGGGGCAUGUGCAAGAGUUUGAACGGCAGGCAUGCGUGGAACUGUUCAUGGAACAUCAUUGUGCUGGGCGACGAGGGAGUCAAGGGCUAG